UCCAUACCUUUCAUCGCAUCUCACGAAAUUAAAGGCACUCUCUGCUGUAACGGAUCAGUCAUUCAUAUGGCACCGGUGCCGGAAGAAUGUCACGAUCGGUGGGCCCAAGGGCAUCAGACAUGAUGAGCCUGGGCGCGAGGACGAGACUGCAUAUCCAAGAUCCAGCCCUUGGUCUGCUGUAUCUGGCCUCGAGGCCUUCUGGAAAUUCUCCACGGCCACACUUGCGGCGACACGAGCAAACACGUGGGGUGCAUCACAGGUGGAGGGCCGUAUCCAUUCUAGAUGACUGGGUGAGCAAAGAGGCCAGGCCCAUCAGCUUGCGCCAGCUCAUGGUGUUCGGGCGCUCUCUGAACGAGCAGAGGCUCAUUAGUUCCGCCAACUAUGUGAGAACAGAACUGCCGAGGAGGCUUGCCCAUCGCAUCCGAGACAUGCAGACGCUGCCAUACUGUGUCGUGGCGAACGAGCAUUUCAAUGAUGUCUAUGAGCUGUACUAUGAGGCUUUCGACAAGUUCAGGAGGGUACCCGAGGUCCGGACCCUCGAGGACAACGACGCCUUCUGCGAGGUCCUUAGUGACAUG
Molecule: messenger RNA, 578 nt
Organism: Cryphonectria parasitica EP155
Lineage: Eukaryota; Fungi; Ascomycota; Sordariomycetes; Diaporthales; Cryphonectriaceae
Product: alpha-ketoacid dehydrogenase kinase
Exons: 3
Biological process (GO): regulation of glucose metabolic process; protein phosphorylation
Cellular component (GO): mitochondrion
Molecular function (GO): pyruvate dehydrogenase (acetyl-transferring) kinase activity
Source: RefSeq, a predicted model, not a curated record